AUGGCCGAAACUCAGAAAAUUCAUCCUGCUACCCUAGUCACCAAUAUCAAGACUUGUAUUCCUAUCAUUCUUGAUUAUGAUGGCACCCAAUACAACACGUGGUCUAAUUUGUUCGAACUUCAUUGCCGUACGAACUUGGUCCUCGACCAUAUCAUUCCACCUGUUGCUGAUGGGAACGAACAGGCUUCUGCUUCUUCUGAGAACGCUCAAUGGCAACGACUUGAUGACAUCGUUCGUCAAUGGAUUUACAAUACCAUCUCCACUGACCUUCUUAAUUCCAUAAUCGAUCCCGAUGACAAGGCUAUUGAUGCUUGGAAUCGUUUGAAGAAUUUUUUCCUCAAUAACAAGUCUACACGAGCAUUACACCUUGAUGCGCAAUUCACCAACACCAAGCUCGAGCAUUUCGAUGGUGUGAAACCCUAUUGUACUCGCCUCAAAACCCUUGCUGACAGUUAG
Messenger RNA from Chenopodium quinoa (quinoa), 456 nucleotides. RefSeq lists its product as uncharacterized. NCBI's taxonomy places the organism in Eukaryota, Viridiplantae, Streptophyta, Magnoliopsida, Caryophyllales, Amaranthaceae. The transcript has a single exon. The record is from RefSeq and is a predicted model, not a curated record. The coding region runs from base 1 to 456 and encodes 151 amino acids.